Molecule: messenger RNA, 2012 nt
Organism: Benincasa hispida (wax gourd)
Lineage: Eukaryota; Viridiplantae; Streptophyta; Magnoliopsida; Cucurbitales; Cucurbitaceae
Product: RNA-binding (RRM/RBD/RNP motifs) family protein
Molecular function (GO): RNA binding
Source: RefSeq, a predicted model, not a curated record
CCUCAAUAGCAUGGAGCCCCAAAAUCUCCAUUGAAGAAGGAGUCUAGGGUUCGUUCCUCAUAUUUUCUACGAUUCUUCAUUUCAAGCUCUCAAUUUCGGCAGACUUCUCUAAGUAGUUUCGCUAAAUUUUCACAGAGAGCAUCUUUGGGGUACACAGAUUGUUACUUGCAAGCUUGUUUAAUUAAAUAAGAUGCCAAGGGGAAAGGGAAAUGCUUCAUCUACUGCUAGACCAGUUGAACCUGAAAAGCAGAAUGAACCUGAAAAGCCAGGUGACUCUGAUGAGAGGGUAGAUCUUGAAGUUGAUAAUGAUCCCGAGGAGGUAAUGGAAGAAGAUGUUGAGUACGAAGAAGUAGAAGAGGAAGAGGAGGUGGAAGAAAUAGAAGAAGUUGAGGAGGAGGAGGAAGAGGAGGAGGAAGAGGAGGAAGGUGAGGAAGAAGAUGUUGAAGAAGUGGAGGAUGAUGGAACUAACGAGAAUGGAAUUAAUGCCCAAAAUGAAAUAAGUAAUGAUGAGGAUGAAAAGAAAAAACAUGCUGAGCUUCUCGCCCUACCUCCUCAUGGUUCUGAAGUAUAUGUUGGUGGUAUUCCUCAAGAUUCUUCUGAAGAGGAUUUGAGGAGUUUUUGUGAAUCCAUAGGAGAAGUUACAGAGGUUCGCAUUAUGAGAAGUAAAGAAUCAAAUGAGAAUAAGGGUUUUGCAUUUGUUACCUACAGAAGUGUAGAGUUGGCUUCUAAAGCAAUCGAUGAGCUGAAUAACACUGAAUUCAAGGGUAAGAAGAUUAAAUGUUCAUCAUCUCAAGCAAAGCACCGGUUGUUCAUCGGUAAUGUUCCCAGGAGCUGGGGUGAGGAAGAUCUUAGGAAGGUCGUGACAGACAUUGGACCUGGAGUUACUGCUGUGGAACUAGUAAAGGAUAUGAAGAAUACUAGCAAUAACAGGGGUUUUGCUUUUAUUGACUAUUAUAAUCAUUCAUGUGCUGAGUACUCAAGGCAGAAGAUGAUGAACCCAAAAUUUAAGCUAGAUGAUAAUGCUCCAACUGUUAGCUGGGCAGACCCUAAAAAUGCCGAUUCAUCUGCUGCUUCACAGGUGAAGGCUGUUUAUGUCAAGAAUCUGCCAAAGAAUGUAACACAGGAGCAGUUGAAAAAGCUAUUUGACCAUCAUGGGAAAAUUACAAAAGUGGUUUUACCUCCUGCAAAGUCUGGACAAGAGAAGAAUAGAAUUGGUUUUGUGCAUUUUUCAGAAAGGUCCAGUGCUAUGAAGGCUUUAAAAAAUACUGAAAAAUAUGAAUUGGAUGGUCAAGUUUUGGAGUGUUCUCUUGCAAAGCCACAGGCGGAUCAGAAGUCUGGAGGAUCGAAUAGCCAGAAGUCUGGAUUGCUUCCUAACUAUCCACCUCGUGUUGGAUAUGGUUUUGUUGGCGGUGCUUAUGGUGGUGUAAAUGCAGGAUAUGGUGCUUCUGGUUUUGGUCAGCCUUUGAUAUAUGGAAGAGGACCAACUCCUGCUGGCAUGGCAAUGAUGCCAAUGUUGCUACCUGAUGGACGGAUUGGCUAUGUCUUGCAACAACCAGGAUCACAAAUGCUUACUCCUCCACCACAUCCAAGAAGUGGUGGUGGCGGUGGAGGUGGUGGUGGUGGCGGAAGUGGCAGUAAGAGUGGCGGCAGUUCUAGUAGGGGGAGACAUUCACAUGACGGUGGCCAUGGUGGCCAUGGAGGCCAUGGUCGCAGGUAUCGCCCAUAUUAGUUCUUGACGUUGAAUGUGAACGAACAGGAAGGUUUCAGCCGGAGGCCCCCCUCCCUCCACCUAACAUCGUGAUGAUAGAUUCUUCUUCAGUAUUGAUAAAGUGGAGCUAGCUAAUUUAUGGGUUUGUAAUGUGUUUGUUAGUUUUUAUCAAUACUUAGGUUACAGUUCAAAUUAAUUAAUGUGUUUUGCCUUUGGUUUUGUUCUUUUUCCAUCCCACUUUUAGACCAGAAAUACGUUUAUUCUGUGGUAAAAUGAUAUCAAAUUUGAAAAUGAGUUUGGCUUA